CUGAGGAAGGAUAUGAAUACAUUGGAGUGAGUGAAGGAAAGGAAUCCUAAAAAUGAUUCCAUGGAUGAGAAUCUUCACUUGUGAAAAUAGAUUGGUAAAGUUGGAUCAUUUUUGCUUGGAUCUGAGAAAGCUCAGAGGAGAUUUGAUGGAAGUUUAUGGAAUCAUGAUGGGCCUGGACAGAGCAGAAAGAGAGCAAAUAUGAGAUAAAAAUUCCACGAUGGAAAACAGUGAAGAACCGCUGACAUACUUUCAACACAAUGGCAUCUUAUUCUCUUCACUGUUACACACAGUUGAGCGACUUGAAUGGCUGAAAGAGUUCAACAUAGAUCCAAAUAUUCCGGUCAUUAUCACUUACCCCAAAUCUGGAACAACUUGGAUACAGCAGGUCAUAAGUCUGAUUUUGUGCAAUGACAAUGAUUCUAAAAAAGAGAUGAACCUCUAUAAGAGAGCCCCGUGGAUGGAGAUUACGAGAAGCAAGCCUGAAAUCAAAGAUUAUCAGAUGUUGACAACACAUUUAAACUACCAAAUGGUGCCAAAAUGUUUGAAAAACAAAAAAUUCAAGAUCAUUUAUGUCACUAGAAAUCCCAAGGAUGUGAUUGUGUCUUCAUAUCACUUUCACAAAUAUGGUCGUUUCUUGGAGGCACCAAAGGAUUUUCAAGAUUUCUUGGAGAAAUUUGUUGAAGGAAAUGUAUUCUAUGGAUCUUGGUUUGAACAUAUCAGAGACUGGCACAGUCAUAAAGAUGAACUCAACAUCUUGUUUGUGGCAUAUGAGGAUAUGAAAAAUGAUCUCCGGAGUGUGGUACAAAAAGUUGCAUCUUUUCUGAAUAAAAAAUUGGACGAAGAUACCUUGGAGUCAAUUUUGAAUCAAUGCACAUUUAAAUAUAUGAAAGAAAACCCUAGAACAAACUACAAAGAUCUUGCAGAAAUGUUCAAUACAGAGAGUGGGUCUUUCUUUAGAAAAGGAAUUACUGGAGACUGGAAGAAUCACUUUCUUGUGUCUCAGAAUGAGUGGUUUGAUUCCAUCUACCAGGAGAAAAUGGGAGACUUCCCUCUGAAGUUUGACAAUAUGUGACUGAUUAGACUUCAUUCCCAAAUAAUUUGUCAUUUAAAAUUGCAAACUGUGUGAUUCUCUCAUAAAUUUCUAUCGAGCUUUUCCUGAUAUAUCCUAUAAGGGCAUGCAAAGAAGUUGCAGCAACAGAAGUCUGCAUUUUAGCUUUUCAAGCCUGCUCUAUUUUACAAAAAUGUAGCUGAUCUGAUUGUCACUUCAAACUCACAUUUUUGCCUACCAAUGAUAAUCUUUCACCCUCUUUGUUCAUUAAGAAUCUAUCCAUCUCUGACUUAAAAAUAUUCAUAGAUGUUGUUCCCACUGCCUUUUGAGGAAGAGAAUUCCAAAUAAGCUACCCUUUAUUUUUAAACAAAGGCUUCUAAUUCGAAAUUCUCCCAUAUUGAAAAAUAUCCAUUAAACAUCAAACCUGACAAGACCCUUCAAGAUCUUGUAUGGUCCAGUCGAAUUAGCUCUUAUUUUUUGAAACUCCACUGGAUCAAGUCCAUCCUCUUCAAUGUUUGCUCAGGAAACCAGGCAUUGCUUUGGUAAACCUUCUCUGUUCUGUUUCCAAUGUAUCCGUAUUUUUCCUUAAAUAAGGUGACCAACACUAUACAUAGUACUUGAAUAUGGCCUGACCAAUAGCCGAUAUAACUGAAGAGUGACCUUCCUCCUUUGUAUUCACUUCCCUUUGCAUUAAACAAGAAUUUUUUUCUUGGAUCCAGGCAUUUCAUUUUGUCUCGAGACAUAACAAUUUCAGAGAAUUACUUAUUGGCUUUCCGUUUCUUUGCCUCAAUAAACCCCUUUCUCAAAAUUGUCCCUCACAUAGCCCAAACCUGGUAAAGCUGGCAGUUGUUGCCUUUCCCUUACAACUCCUGAACUGAUUGGUUUUCUGGGCUACUUCAGCGUUAACCAUGUUACUGUGCAUUUCGGAUCAUAUGUAGGCUACCAGAUAAAGAUGAUGGAUUUCCUUCCCUCAACAAUAUUAGUGAACCAGGUGGAUUUUACAAUAAUCAACAAUGAUUACAUGGCCACCAUUAGAUGAGUUUUUAACUUCAAAUGAUAUUAAAUUCAAAUUUCACCAGCUGCCAUAAUCAGAUUUCAACCCAUGUCCUCAGAACAUGAGCCUGCAUCUCUGGAUUUCUCAACAAGUGAUAUUUUCAUUGUGCCACAUCCUCCCCGCAAUAAUAAAGAAAUAUAUCCUGCAUCCCUUCUUAACCACUUUACCAACUGCCCAGAUAUCUUUUGGAACCUGUGGAUAUAAGCACUCUAAUGUCCUUCUAUUGGUCUAAACUUCUCAGGACCAUUUAUAGAGUAUUUCUUUGCUUUGUCCAAAGUUGCAGAUAACACUUCUCUGAAUUGAAUUCCAUUUGCUCAUCUGACCAGUGUCAAAAUAUUUUAUUUUUCAAGGGCUUCUCUUGAGAUUUUCUUCACGGUAACUUUUUGUGUUUUAUGGGCUACUUUUUGCAAGGGCUCCUUUCUCAUGCUCACUAACUCCUUUCUGAGGUGAUAAGGUCACAAAGUAACUUCUUGAUUUCUCUUAAUGCAUGGGAUAUUUUUGCUGAUCUUUGGUAUAUUUGGGCUCUCAGAAUUAAAAGUUUUCAACAAUAUCCUAAAGUAACUUUACCCUAGUGAACUUAAAGCCACAAUCAUUAAUUUCCUUUGCGCCACAGUAUUUAAAUUGGCAUGUGACAACAGGCAUACUUUAGCAGCCUCAGGCUUCUACUUUAACAACACCAGCCACUCUGCAGCUACAUUCCCUCCAGACCCCAGGACUGAAAGCUUUGCUCCCCAGCCCCUGGCCUCAUCUUCCAUUGCCACAGUCUUCUGCCUGGCAGCCUUACUGACUGCUCCCACUCACGUCACUGAUGAUCCGAUUGCAGACUGUUUCUUUGCCAUGUUUGCAAGACAGAACCAGCCUGUGAUUGGAAGUGCAACUCCUCGUAGACAUUGUCCAUUAUUUUGAUGGGAUAGCUUUACUCUCAGUUGGUGUCCACAUGAGAUGGGAUUAACUCCUAACUUCAUGGUGAAAGUGCUCCUGAGUAGCAGCAACCAGAAUAUGAUUGAACGUUACAUACAGUUUAAGGGAGAGCAGUGUGGGACCAAGAUUACUAUUUUAAAUUGUGCAGACACUUUGCAAUAAAAAAUAAAUGGCAUGCAGCCUUGCCAUGCUUCAAAAUGCCUUAAAAUGACUAUAUUUGCACAUGUCUCUGGAUUAACCUGAUUAUACUUUAUUAAUUAAAAAAAAUUCUAAUCAACCUGCUCAGAGAUGUUAUGAGACACCCCUGGAACAGAUAGAACUUAAACCUUGGCUUCUGGCUUAGAGAUUGGGCUACUACCACUGCACCAUCUUCUUCUAUACUUGUCUGCACUUCACUCCCUGCUGAAGCUCCAAGCUGCCUCCAAGAACAUUCCAACCUCCCUUAAGGAUGGUGUCCCCGUUUCAGUUUUGAUGUGUCCUGUCAGACUUGCAUAGGUCCCAUCUUCCAGAUGCAGAAACCAGUGUGAUUAUGGAUCAUAAAGCCUCCAUCCUGCUCCUGUUCUUUAGCCACAUAUCGUCUAUUCUAUUUGGCUAUUCCUCUCCUCGUGAGCAUGUGGCACUGGGAGUAAUCCAAAGGUUUACACGACAAGUUUCACAAGAAAGUCAGUUUUAAUAUUCCAAAUUUACAGUAGUUUCACUUGUAGGAAAACAAGUAACAGACAAAACAGUUGCCCUCCCAGACCUUUAAUAGGGAUAAAGUUAAUUGUUUGUUCAUUCUGUUUAAUGGUCUCUUGUCUCAGGAUAUUACACUUCCCCAUUUAGUGUAAAUCUCAGCCAUCCAAUUCCUUAUGAUUAAUCGUUUACAUCUGUGGAUUCCUCGGUGUGUUUUUCUUCUGUUUCAUCAUCUUCCUCUGCAAUGUCUUCUUCUGCAUCUUCUUUCUCCUCCUCUUGUUUCUCAACCUCUUCAUCAGAAACCUCUUCAUAUUCUUCAACCUGUGCAUUGAGGUCCAUGUCCAUGCUGAAACAAUGCAUUCUUUCAAUUCUAUCACCAUUCGCCUUGGUGUAUGGUAACUGAAUGUAAUGUGGUGGUCUCAGAUAACACAAUGGCAAGGUCAGUGGCAGUCUCAUCAUCCUUGUUUUCCUUAACUUGUUUCAGCAUCUCUUAUCAAAGGAUGUCUUGGAUUAAUUUGAAAUGUCUUCACUCAAAUGGUAACUGUUGAAAUAUCUUAUCACAUUGAGAAAUAAAGAUUUCUUUUUUGAAA
Hemiscyllium ocellatum (epaulette shark) is the source of this 4285-nucleotide messenger RNA. RefSeq names its product amine sulfotransferase-like. NCBI's taxonomy places the organism in Eukaryota, Metazoa, Chordata, Chondrichthyes, Orectolobiformes, Hemiscylliidae. The record is from RefSeq and is a predicted model, not a curated record. Gene Ontology annotation, molecular function: sulfotransferase activity. Gene Ontology annotation, biological process: sulfation. Gene Ontology annotation, cellular component: cytoplasm. The coding region runs from base 218 to 1072 and encodes 284 amino acids. The transcript has 7 exons.